AUGCACCAUAACAACAACACAAAUAAUCAUGUCGGAUUCUCUUGGGGCUUCUCUUCGGCAAAUGCAUCUAAUAUAAAUAUAACUCCAUCCCCGACUAAAAUAUCUGCUUUAAAACAGGAAAAACUAUCUGUAUUUAACAAAACCAACGAUGAACUUGCCAAGCAAUCAAAAAUAAUCAGACAACCACAACAACAAGAAAAUUCAAAUUUAAGACUGAAAAGACGUGCUACUUCUACUUCUUCAAAUGAUGAAAACGGUGAUGCCUUUACUUACCGUCAUGCAAAGCAACUUCCACAUUGGAAAUUCAAACCCACUGCAGGAAUUAAGAAACCUCAAGUAUCCCCAAAUCAUUCAAUUAAGAGAAAGUCAAAUAUUUCAACAAUAAUUCAAAGUCAACCACUACCAGUAACUAGAUCCCUGGAAUUACUAGAUAGAGAACAAUUAACGGAAUUAUUGACAGAUUUGUUAAGCUUGAAUAAUCCUACCUUAACAUCCAUCAUACAAACCAAAAUUUCAACAAAUUACAAAUCUCAUUUUUCCAUUGAUAAAUGCUUAUCUCUUUUAAAAUUAAAAUAUGAGGCAAUUUUAUCAAAUAUCCCAUAUAAUAAGAAUUACGAAUUGAAUAGUAGCCAUGUACUAUUGGACGAUUAUGCAUUUAUUAGAUUGAAAUCAAGCAUUUUAGAAUUUUUAAAUUGUUUGAUCGAUUUCAUCUUGAAUAAUAUUCCCCCAAAUUUUAACAAUUUGCAUGAAUCAUUAAAAUUCCUGAACCAUUGUACAUUUAUGGUCAUAAAUUUGCCAAGAUUUCAAUUAUCAAGUAAUAAUUAUUAUUAUGAUAAAUGUAUGGAACAAUUGUCAUUUAUUUGGUGUACCAUUUUUGAACAUUUAACCAAAGAUAUGUGCAUUGCCACGUUAAAUGGUAAAGAAUUCCUAUUUAGUUGGAUUAGCAAGCUAAACGAUUACAAUGAAUUUACGAAUGGAAUGUUUGAGCGUCCUUUGAAUUUAUUUAAAUCUCUGGAUUUGGACAUUGAUGAUGCUCAAUAUCUCACCACCAAUAAUGAAAAAUCAAUUAAUACCAUGGACAAUAUUACUAAUAGUAGCUUACAAGAGCUAAAUAAUAGCUCCUCUAACAAUAGUAACGACAAUAAUAACAAUAUAAAUGGUAACCCAUCAUCAUCAUUUACAUCUGCAUUUUCAAUCGUUCAAGCAUCUCCAAUUAACUUUAAUGAGAGGCAAUAA
Messenger RNA from Naumovozyma castellii, 1236 nucleotides. It is a transcript of the gene STS1, whose product is annotated as Sts1p. Lineage: Eukaryota; Fungi; Ascomycota; Saccharomycetes; Saccharomycetales; Saccharomycetaceae. The transcript has a single exon. The coding region runs from base 1 to 1236 and encodes 411 amino acids. The record is from RefSeq and is a predicted model, not a curated record.